This is a messenger RNA of Leptidea sinapis, 2826 nucleotides long. RefSeq lists its product as uncharacterized. Gene Ontology annotation, molecular function: chitin binding. The coding region runs from base 225 to 2645 and encodes 806 amino acids. The record is from RefSeq and is a predicted model, not a curated record. Lineage: Eukaryota; Metazoa; Arthropoda; Insecta; Lepidoptera; Pieridae. The transcript has 7 exons. Gene Ontology annotation, cellular component: extracellular region.
UUUCGAACGGUGAUGACAAAAGAGUUUCAAUACCAAUACGCCAUAAAUCGGCGGGACUUUUGACAGCUAGCAAUUUUGGCGCUGUAUUUUCAGUCACGUUUGAGAUAUUUUAGUGUUAUAAUAAAACGAAAAAAUGUUAGUGUUUUGCUGAAUUACUUUGUAUUGUAUUUGUAUUGAUUGAGUAAUGAAAUAUUUGUAAUAAGUGAAAGUGUGAAUUUGAUAAAAUGAAGUUUUCGACGUGUAUUUUGGGUGGAGUUUUGAUUUACGUCGCGUUCUUAGAGUCCGCGCAGUCGCUAUGUGUACUGGAAUCAGAUUUUGGUUUCAAGAUCAACUGCGCAUUCAAAAAGUCCGGACUGUUCAGAGUACGGAACCUAGGAGGUCUCAAGGCGCAUGCUAGCUUAGGAUUUAGUUUAGGAGAUGAGCUCGGCUUUGAACAAUCGCUAACAAAUCAAGAUCCGAGCAGACGAAGAUCUACCAACGUCAAAAACGGAGCUCCCAGCAUCAUAGUGGACUCUAACAACAGGCAGAACGGGAAGCAAGAGAAACGGGGAAAACAAAACCGUAUAAUGAUGAGACCUGUACCACAACUGAGCCGACCAAACCAAGCUGCCAUGGACAGACUAUCAACUCUACACCAAAGAGCAUCAACUACCAUGAAACCUAUUAUUGUAUCGGGACCCACUGAUACUACCAAUUUCCUUCCUAAAGUACAAUCAACUCAGACAAUGGCAAAGCCCAUGCCGAUGGGAGUACCACCAUUCCGGCCUCUACCACCCAAAGAAGAUACUUUAAAAGUACUGCCAGUUGCAUCAAGGAAAAAUUCAUCACCGCUCCAAAGUUCGCAAUCAAAAGGCCCAGUAUAUGCAAGUGAGAAUUCCAAUCAUGAUAGUGUAUCUAAAAUGAUGUCACAAAUGACAUCAGUACACCACAAACCAUCAUUCAGAAUCACAUCAACACCCCUCGCUCAUCCAACAACUAAACCAUUCAUUCCCAUGCCACAAGCCAUCUCGAUCAUGCCUUCACCUGCACUCAAAUCACCUAGCUCAUAUAAUUCUAUUCCAGUAUAUCCAAAAAAUCCUCUUUCUAAUUUUAUAGCUCCUCAAUCUCAAGAUUUGGCGAGUCCUUGGAACAUCAAGAAGGCUGAUGACUAUAACAGCAUAAGCGGCUACAGUGAUGAUACCACUUUGAAAUUUAAUAAAGAUGAUAUAAACGAGAAAAUUGCUGAGAUUGCGAAAGCUGGAAAUAUUUCAAUGGAAGCAGUGGAAGCAGCAAUUGCAUUGAGGCAACAGCAACUAUUAAGUAAAUACGCAAAUCUACCUGUACCUACUACGCCUUCUACAACAACCACCACCCAGGAACCUAUCGCUUUUGAAUUAGAACCAGAACCAGAAAUCAUUGUUGCUCCUGCUCCAAAUAAACCUAAAAGAAACCCAACAUCCGGCAAGGUGAUGAACGCGCCACGUGAAUAUUACCCAGUUGGCUAUGAGAAGAAUUUCGAUGAUCAUUUCCAGUCCAAAGUAGAUCUACCUGAGACCAACUUCCAUUGCGGGGACCAGAAGUAUUUCCCUGGACUUUAUGGAGAUGAGAAUCUUGGUUGUAUGGUAUUCCACGUGUGCGCUCUUACAGAUGAUGGUUUAGUUAUGAAAUCGUUUCUCUGUCCUGAAUCUACUCUCUUCGAUCAAACUAUCCUUAAAUGCAACUGGUGGUUCUACGUCGACUGUAAGAACACUGCCAAGCUGUAUGACACCAACAUUCCUGUGUCUAAAAGCUACCAGCUCAUGAAAGCUCUGACAUUUUUCAGUUCAUAUAGGAAGGAAAUGGAAGAUGAUCGCCCAACCAACCCCGAAGACGUUGACGGUAUUAAGGAAGCUAUAACCAUUCUUGAAAACCAAGACUCAAAACCAAUCAAUAGUGAGCGAGUUGAAAUUGUUACUGCCCUGCCUUUUAUUGAUGAGCGAAGUAGGACACAAGAUUACAAUAUGACAUCACCUGUGUAUAGAGGCAAUAGAGAAUUGAAAAAUUCUACUGAUAGAAAAAAUGGGCGGACGGUACAAUCAAAAGACGAGAAUGAUGUAAAACUUAUAACUGUAAAUGCUGGUUUCAACUUUAAGAACACAUCUACAAAUUCAUCCACCACACAUACUAAUGAACGUCAAAAUAGAAGAAGAUCUAUAUUAUCUAGAAAUGCUCCGAGAUUAAUUUUAACAUCACCCAAACCUACUACAUCAUCUACAACAACUGUAUCUACCACGACAAAUAUUUCAAAUGAAACGAGUUCAAUCGAAGUGGAAAAGCAUGAAAUUCAGGAAUCUGUGGAGUUAUCCAAUGUGAAGAAAGAAGAAUUAAUCGAUCAAAUUGAUAAUAUUGACCCAAAAAUACUCAGUGAAGCCGAAACAUCUGCACCAGUUCGGAGAUUUUACCGUUCAAGUGCAGAAAGUACAAAGGAAAUAGCAAUUGAAAAUAAUGACAAAGUUCAAAUUGUUAGGCCGAGGUCAUUCGCAACUUUUGUCGGCGAAUACCCAACACAAAUAGCAGCAAUAGCAAAAUUAGACGAGGCUAUUUUGGGUAGGCCAUAUGUUUCACGAAUAAAAAAAGAUAUCCAAAGUAGAAUACCAAACGAAAGAUAUCGAAAAAAUCGAUCGUAGCCCAAAUAAAUGUUAGUCAAUAAUCUAAUUUAGUGUCAUAAACCUCUUAAUUUAUUUAUUUUCAAUGAGCGUAUCGAGUACUGAUUUACGUAUUUGCUCAAUUUUUACACUAGUUGUGGAUUCAGUCAAGUGAUAUUACGGUGUAUGUUUUAGUUUUAGAAUAAAAAACUUGUUUCCUUUA